CCUAUCCUCGUCGUCGACGGCGCUCUUCCCGGUCCACCGAUAAUCCCAGUCCACGCUGCUCCCGAAAGAGGUGCAACAAUGGAUGCUCUGGCAUCGGACCUGACAAGCAUCGCAAACCAGGCUUCAUCGUCUCGUGCUCCGGCCUACCUCAAAGUUCUCAAGUCCUUGCUCGCUCGCCCAGCUUCCGAACUCCCCGCAGACCAACUCCAACGAUGCCUCUCAGCCUACCUCGACCAGGCCGUCUUCAGUGACACAAACUCGACGGGAGGCAAUCUCGUCGUGGGCAGACAGGUUCUUUCAGACUUUGAUCUCGCCGUCGUCGAGGCGGGUGCCUCGUCGCAGGGCGAGGGAGGAGAGGAUGCAACGAUGGGACAAAACGACCCUGCCAUCAAGGACGAAGAGGUGCGCCGGACUGUCUUUGAAGAUGCGCUGGAAAAGGUGCAGCCACGAGUCAUCAGCUUUGAGGAGCAGGCAUCGUCCUUGCGCCAGCACCUCUCGGUCCUCCUCGAGGAGUCCGAAGACUGGCUCGAGGCCGCCCGCGUGCUCCAAGCAAUCCCCCUUGACUCAGGCCACCGAAGCGUCUCGGACCUGUAUAAGCUGCGUACUUUUGUCCGCAUCGUCCGCUUGCUUCUCGAGGGUGACGAUGCCGUGGGCGCCGACACGUUCCUCAAGCGGGCCUCCCUCAUCGUCCACAACGUGCCCGGCGCAAUCUCUUCAUCGUCGGCUUCUGCAAUGGCCGCCUCGUCAUCAUCACAAGCGUCAGUCAGCGAAAAGGACAGGCAGGAGGCACGGAGUUUGGGACUGCAGUACAAACUCUGUCAGGCGAGGAUCUAUGACUCUCAACGACGUUUUGCAGAGGCCGCCAUUCGAUACCACGAGCUGAGCUACGUCGGAGAGAUUGACGAAGGGGACCGCAAUCAUAUGCUGUCUGCGGCCGUGACCGCCUCGAUUCUGGCGCCUGCGGGCCCUCAACGCUCUCGGAUCCUCGCCUCAUUGGUCCGAGACGAGCGAACAGCAAGUCUUCCGCAACACACGAUCCUGACCCGUGUGCUCCUUGACCAAAUUGUCCGACCGGCCGAGAUUGCUUCUUUUGAACAGCUGUUGGCGCCACACCAACGCGCGACGUUGCCAAAGACGACCAACGAUGGCAUCGUCGCUGCUGCUGGCCCCUCGGACAGCGAUGGGAUGGACGUGGAAGUAGGGGAGGAGGAGUAUCAAGAAUCGAAACGGCAUGGUCCGUCUACCGUCCUGGACCGAGCGAUGAUGGAGCACAACAUUCUCGCCACUUCUCGGCUGUAUACCAACAUCACCCUCCAGGGUCUCGGUUCGCUCCUCGACCUCUCGGCGCCGGGCGCAGAGACGAUGGCGAGACGCAUGAUUGCUCAAGGGAGGCUGAGGGCAGAGAUCGAUCAGGUCGAUGGGCUCAUUCUUUUCAAAGCACAUGCCACGGGCAGGGACGUGGGCCCGCAAACUGUCACGGCGGGUGGCAAGCAGGGACAGAGUGGCAGCGGUGGUGCUGCUGGUGGCAGCGGCGGAGGCGAGGGCGAAUCAGCAGGCGGGGCGACCGGCAACGAUCAGGGCAUGGCUGAUGGCCAAGGCACUGGCGGCGGUGGUGACGACGACGAUGACCCAAAUGCAGUGUACACCAAGCGCUGGGACGCAAGCAUCGCAAAGACGGCCAGCGGCGUCGAGGACGUCUGUGCCCGUCUUCGGGCCAAGCAUCUGAUCCCCGCAUAGCCCCUUUUCAUUGCUCUCCUCUCUUUCCUCCCUCAUCUCCGUGUCUACAGGCCCUGUACAAUCCACAAUCCCACCCAGCUCUGUAAAGAAGGCUGCCCCCUUUCGCCACAAACAAGACACAGAUCAAUAGAAUAUUUCAUCGACAUUUCACAUCUUCGUCUCCUUGUCUUUAGGUUGCCU
This is a messenger RNA of Acaromyces ingoldii, 1917 nucleotides long. RefSeq lists its product as hypothetical. The transcript has 3 exons. Bases 79 to 1737 code for a protein of 552 amino acids. Gene Ontology annotation, cellular component: cytosol; COP9 signalosome. The record is from RefSeq and is a predicted model, not a curated record. Lineage: Eukaryota; Fungi; Basidiomycota; Exobasidiomycetes; Exobasidiales; Cryptobasidiaceae.